Molecule: messenger RNA, 963 nt
Organism: Cornus florida
Lineage: Eukaryota; Viridiplantae; Streptophyta; Magnoliopsida; Cornales; Cornaceae
Exons: 3
Coding region: 1-963 (320 amino acids)
Source: RefSeq, a predicted model, not a curated record
AUGAGCCAAGUUGAGUGUGUUGGAGUUACUGCACAAUCAACCGAAUACUUUGAUAUGAUUCCAAUCUUUGGAGUUACUGCAAAAUUCAGUAUUACAAUUGGAGAUUUUGGAUUUAUUUCAAGCUCAUUUGAUUCCAGUUUUUUUGUCCACAAGACUAACUCUGAUAUUACUCUUCUUUUACUUUAUGUUGAUGACAUGAUAAUCACUGGAAAUGAUCUUGCAGGCUUGGAGAUUCUCUCUGAUUCGGAUGGUUAUUAUCUCUCCCAAGCCAAGUAUUCCUCUGACAUUCUUACUCGUACUGGACUCACGGAUUGCAAAACAGCUCCCACUCCACUUGAGACCAGUGUCAAGCUCACUCCUCUAGAUGGUACAUUCUUCCGUAACGCUACAUUGUAUCGACAGUUGGUUGGCAGUUUGUUCUUAUCUGCACCACGAUUUACUCAUUAUGCUGUUGUACUACGUAUCCUUCGAUACAUUAAAGGGACUAUGUUUCAUGGCUUCCAUUUUUCUUCUCAUUCGUCACUUGAGCUACGUGCCUAUUCUAAUGCCGAUUGGGCAAGUGAUCCGAUUGACCGGCGUUCUACUACUGGCUACUGUUUCUUUCUUGGGAACUCUCUCAUUUUUUGGCGCAGCAAAAAACAUUCCAUCAUCUACAGGUCUAGUAUAGAGGCCAAAUAUUGUGCCCUUGCUGAUUCCACACAAGAACUUAUUUGGCUUCGAUGGCUCUUAACAGAUAUGGGUAUUUCUCAUUCCACUGGCAUUGUUCUCUGUUGUGAUAACCAGAGUAUUAUCUACAUUGCUUAUAAUGAUGUCUUCCAUAAACACACCAAACAUAUUGAAAUUGUCAUAUUGUGCAUCACCAUGUUACUCGGGGCACUGUAUAUCUUCAUUCUGCAACUUCCACUGAUCAGACAGUUGACAUCUUUAUCAAAGCACAUCCGCGAAGCAGAUUUCGGGAAUUAG